Chroicocephalus ridibundus (black-headed gull) is the source of this 8384-nucleotide messenger RNA. RefSeq names its product sortilin related VPS10 domain containing receptor 3 (gene SORCS3). The transcript is spliced from 27 exons. Gene Ontology annotation, cellular component: postsynaptic density membrane. Gene Ontology annotation, molecular function: protein binding. Bases 425 to 4069 code for a protein of 1214 amino acids. NCBI's taxonomy places the organism in Eukaryota, Metazoa, Chordata, Aves, Charadriiformes, Laridae. The record is from RefSeq and is a predicted model, not a curated record.
ACUCGGUGGUGUAUUUCAGCGGCGGCGGCGGCUUGGCAAGGCUCGGGGCUCCUCCCCCCGUGUGGUGUUACCCUCUCACUUGAUCAAAUCCUUGAACGUGAACAGUUUCACUGAAAAGCACUUUUCAAAAAAAAAAAAAAAAAAAAUCCACCAACAGUAAGGAACAGAAUCCAACUACCGGGGAGAGAGUUUUUUUUCUUUUUUCCUUCUUUUUUUCCUUUUUUUUUUUUUCCUGGUCAUCGUCUCAGAGGCUGAGAAAGGGGGAAGAGAAAGAAGGAGAGCGCGAGAAAGAGGAGCCUUUUGCGAAUAAUAAUUAUUAUAAUUAGAAUCCGGCCCCUUUCUCCUUAAAAAAAAAAAAAGCGCCCUAAACGCAGCGCCUCGUCCCCCCUCCCUCUCCAAGCCCCCCGACUCGCUCCGCAAAGGCAUGGAGAAGGGGACUAACUGCUUUCCGACCUGCCACACCGUUUUUCUCGCCUGGACAUGGCUCUUACUUCUCUGUUGGUGUUGCACCGGCGCCGAAAUAACUUGCAGACCCUGCUCGUCUCCAUCGCCCUCCUGGCCGUCCUCCUCGUCUCGCCUUAGGCAGGAGCAGCGACAGCCACCGCCGCUGCCGGGAGGAUUACGGAGCUGGCCGGGCGGCCGAACGCGGGGCUCGGCCGGGGCGGCGGCCGCCGCGGAGCCGCUGCCGGGCGGGGAGCCGGGGGGCCGUGCGGGGCCGCGGGGAGCGACGCUCCGUUCGGCGGGGGCGGGCGGCGGCGCGCCCGGGGGCCGGGGCCCGGCGGCAGCGCGGAGCCGGAGGAGCAGCGAGGGGCGGCGGGCGCUGCCGGCGGGCGGCGGCCGGGGGUUGCCCGCGGCCGAGGGGCAGCGCGGCGGCGGCCGGGCUCAGCCCCGCGGGCCGCCGGAAGAGGGGAGAGCGCCGCGGCUGCGAGGGGCAGAGGAGCUGAGGCUGAGCAGCACCACCUUCGCGCUCACGGGGGAUGCGGCGCACAACCAAGCCAUGGUGCACUGGUCCGGGCACAACAGCAGCGUGAUUCUCAUUCUGACAAAGCUGUAUGACUUCAACUUGGGAAGUGUUACGGAGAGCUCACUGUGGAGGUCAACAGACUAUGGGACUACCUAUGAAAAGCUAAAUGACAAAGUAGGCCUGAAGACUGUGCUGAGCUACCUUUACGUCAGUCCCACUAACAAGAGGAAGAUCAUGCUUCUUAGUGAUCCAGAGAUCGAGAGCAGCAUCCUCAUCAGCUCUGAUGAAGGGGCUACCUACCAGAAGUACCGUCUGAACUUCUAUAUCCAGAGCUUGCUCUUCCACCCCAAGCAGGAGGAGUGGAUCUUGGCCUACAGUCUGGAUCAAAAGCUGUACAGCUCCAUGGACUUCGGAAGAAAAUGGCAGCUCAUGCAUGAGCAGGUCACUCCAAACAGGUUUUACUGGUCGGUGACUGGUUUGGAUAAAGAACCUGACCUUGUGCACAUGGAAGCCCAGACAGCUGAUGGACACACCCACUAUUUGACCUGUCGGAUCCAGGAGUGCUCGGAGACCAAAAGGAGUGGGCCAUUUUCGCGCUCCAUUGACAUCAGCUCCCUUGUUGUUCAGGAUGAAUAUAUCUUCAUCCAGGUGACAGCUGGUGGAAGAGCAAACUACUAUGUGUCGUACAGACGGGAGCCUUUUGCACAGAUUAAAUUGCCCAAAUACUCUCUUCCUAAGGACAUGCAUAUUAUCAGCACAGAUGAGAAUCAGGUGUUUGCAGCUGUUCAAGAGUGGAACCAGAACGAUACGUACAACCUGUAUAUCUCGGACACCCGAGGGGUGUACUUCACCCUGGCCUUGGAAAACGUGAAAAGCAGUCGAGGACUGGAGGGGAAUAUCAUCAUUGACCUUUAUGAGGUAGCAGGGAUCAAAGGCAUAUUCCUGGCUAACAGGAAGAUAGAUGACCAAAUCAAGACUUUCAUUACCUACAACAAGGGCAGAGACUGGCGUUUGCUGCAGGCUCCGGACACUGAUCUAAGAGGGGAUCCUGUAGUUUGCCAGAUGCCCUUUUGCUCAUUGCACUUACAUCUGCAACUCUCAGCAAAUCCAUACACUUCAGGAAGCAUUUCCAGCAAAGAGACAGCUCCUGGGCUGCUGGUGGCAACAGGCAAUAUUGGCUCUGAGCUUUCCUACACUGAUGUUGGCGUGUUCAUCUCUUCUGAUGGUGGAAAUUCCUGGAGGCAGAUCUUCGAGGAGGAAUACAAUGUGUGGUUUCUGGACUGGGGAGGGGCGCUAGUGGCCAUGAAGCACACGUCAGUGCCCAUCCGGCACAUGUGGGUGAGUUUUGAUGAAGGAAGAUCCUGGAGUAAAUACAGUUUCACAUCAACACCACUUUUUGUGGAUGGAUCCCUUGUGGACCCUGGUAUAGAGACCCAGAUAAUGACAGUUUUUGGGCACUUCAGUCUCCGUUCUGAAUGGCAGCUGGUCAAAGUGGACUACAAGUCUCUCUUCAGUCGAAGGUGUAACAAAGAUGACUACCAAACCUGGCAUCUGCACAAUCAGGGGGAGCCUUGUGUCAUGGGAGAGAGGAAGAUCUAUAAAAAACGCAAGCCUGGAGCCCAGUGCUCCCUAGGUCGGGACUAUUCCCAAAGUGUGGUGUCUGAACCAUGUGUCUGCGGUCAAGGGGACUUUGAGUGUGACUAUGGGUAUGAGAGGCACAGCAACAACCAGUGUGUCCCAGCCUUCUGGUUCAGCCCGUCCUCCCUGUCCAAGGAUUGCAGCAUCGGUCAGAACUACUUGAACAGCACUGGGUACCGAAGGAUUGUGUCUAACAACUGCACAGAUGGCUUGAGAGAGAGGUACAUGGCCAAGAUGGAGAAAUGCCCUGGAAAAGCACCCCGAGGACUGCACAUCCUCACUACUGACGGAAAAUUGGUCACGGAGCAGGGACACAACGCCACCUUCAUCAUCCUUAUGGAAGAGGGUGAUCUCCAAAGGACAAACAUUCAGCUUGAUUUUGGAGACGGCAUUGCAGUAUCCUAUGCUAAUUUCAGCCCUGUUGAGGAUGGCAUCCGCCACGUGUAUAAGAGUGCUGGAAUCUUUCAGGUGACAGCAUAUGCAGAGAACAGCCUGGGCUCUGACACUGCUGUCCUCUUCCUGCAUGUGGUCUGUCCAGUGGAGCACGUCCAUCUGAGUGUCCCCUUUGUUGCUAUCAGAAACAAAGACGUCAACAUUACUGCAGUAGUUUGGCCCAGCCAGGCAGGCACACUUACCUACUUCUGGUGGUUUGGUAACAGCACCAAGCCCCUCAUCACCCUGGAGAGCAGCAUCUCGUACACCUUCGCUGUGGAGGGGAUGAACACCGUCACUGUGCAGGUUGCUGCGGGCAGUACCCUCAUCCAGGACACCAAGGAGGUCGCAGUGCACGAGUAUUUCCAAUCUCAGCUCCUCUCGUUUUCUCCCAACUUGGACUACCAUAACCCUGACAUCCCUGAAUGGAGACAAGACAUUGGCAAAGUCAUCAAGAGAGCUCUAGCGCAGGUGACCGGUAUCCCUGAUGAACAGAUCUUGGUAGCUGUAUUUCCUGGGCUUCCUACUUCUGCUGAACUCUUCAUACUGCCCCAUAAAAACACAACAGAGAGGAGGAAAAGCAGUGAGGCUGAUCUGGAGCAAGUGGUAGAAAUCCUGUUUAAUGCUCUCAACCAGAACCUGGUCCAGUUUGAACUGAAGCCCGGUGUUGAAGUCAUUGUGUAUGUUACUCAGUUAACAUUAGCACCCCUUGUCGACUCCAGCACGGGUCACAGCAGUUCAGCAAUGCUGAUGUUGUUGUCUGUGGUGUUUGUAGGCUUGGCUGUCUUUUUAAUCUACAAAUUCAAGAGGAAAAUCCCUUGGAUUAACAUCUAUGCCCAAGUUCAGCAUGACAAGGAGCAGGAAAUGAUUGGCUCUGUCAGCCAAAGUGAAAACGCCCCCAAAAUCACUCUAAGCGAGUUCACGGACCCUGAGGAGCUGAUGGACAAAGAGCUGGACACACGAGUGAUGGGAAGCAUCUCAACAAUUGCCAACAGUGAAAGCACAAAGGAAAUCCCCAACUGCACUAGUGUUUAAUACUGAGAAUCCACUUGGUCUACAACAUUUCUGACUUUUUAUUUGUAAUUAUUAUUGUUAUAAUUAUUAUUAUUAUGAAAAAGAAAGAGUUAUAUGUCAUUAUUAUCAUUUGGGAGGGGAUGGGGUGGGCUUUUUCUGUUUACCAGGGCUGCAUUCAUAAAUAGCAGGAGUUAUUCAUAUUUAGGAAACACUCAUCAGAUUAGAAAGAAAAAACAAAGAAUGAGUCAAGUGUGCAAUGGGAUCUGAAUGCCAGCCUCCUGUUAAAUAUAGAAUGGGAAUUAAGUAUUCAAAACCAACAGGUAGGUGUAGUACCUUAGGCAACAUGUUGUAAGUAAAUUGUCCCUUUUCAGCCCUUUUCAAAAGAAGUCAUGGAUCAGCUAUUUCAUCUUGCCAGAGGGCUCAGGCUGGAUUGUUGGACCAGGCUCUGCAACACGCCAACAGCCCUCGCUUCCCAAUGACAUGCAUGUCUCAGCUUUUUACAGGAUCUUGCCUCUUUUAAUUGCUUUUAAUUUCAGUCACCCUCUGGCACUGUUGACUGCUGAGAAAGGGGAAAAAAAAAAUCGGAGCAAACACACUCGUCAGUGUUCCUUGGACUGUAGAUUGGCUGGAGGGGACAGCACCAGGAGCAAGGAAGGAGCAUGCCUGAGUUUAUGAAUGCAGCCCAAACCCCGUGCAUGUGAAUAGCGAGGAUGCCGAAGGCCUACUGUAGAUAAUUAAAAUGUACAUAGCUUUUUAUUUCUUGGGAAAUAAUUUAAUGUUUAGUAAAAAAAGAUAUGUUUAAAACAAAACCUGAACCACAUACAGACACACACGCACGCGCAUGCACACACACACACACACACGUGCGCGCGCUCGUACACGCCAGCCAACCCGGGACCGUGGUGAGCACCUGAAUCACGCCUUGAUUCCAAGUGUGUUCCAGUUGUCUGUCAAAUUUCAAUCUGGCACUCUGUGUAUAACUGCAAGCCUUUUUUUUUAAUAUACAUACAUAGUAUCAUUUCCUAUGAUGGAGCAGAAGAAGAUAUUAGCAAGACAGCCUAUGAGCCUGUCAUGAAUAUUCUAGUGAUGUUCAUCAUCUAUUCACUUCUGUCACUGUUGUCCACUUCUAAGAAGGAUCUCGGUGACAUCCAUCAGGGAAAAUGAGGAAAACAAAUGCAAAAUUAUCACCAUCUCAGUGUGGGCAAAUAUCAGUGUGCUUGCAGUACCCAGUAUAACCUCAACUCAACACUGGGCCAGGUUGCAGUAGAAUCAUAGAAUCGUUUAGGUUGGAAAAGACCUUUAAGAUCAUAGAGUCCAACCGUUAACCUAGCACUGCCAAGUCCAUUGUUCCCAGUGAGAAGUCAUGCUCUUACCAGCUGGUGAAGUAAAGUGCUAUUCAGGAUGUGUAAGGGUAGUAAAUUUUGGCUGAACAUGAUGCAUGUGGUUAAGGACUGCUCUUUGGAGAGGGGGAUGCAUGGUCAGACCUGCUUUACUGAGCUAGGAAAGGUCUUUUUUACAAGUCUUGCAGAAUGGCUGCUUCCAAUUUUGGAUAGAAAUGCCAUCACAGUAAUUUCUGCAUGGGGGUUGGUGCUUUCUGAUUAGAACAGGGAUGUUAACGAAGAAAAGGUAGUGAAAAAGCUCUUUAGGAAAAAUUUAGCACACGGAGUGGAGGGAUAGCCCUCAGGAGUGGUGGAGUUUUGGGUCAGGAGGUUGACCUUAGUGGUGAGUUACUUUUAUCCAUUUUUCUUGAGUUGGUGAUAUUAAAAAUGGGCGUUACUCUGCAGAGUGUUGAGUUACAAGAUCCAGCAGGAGUGGAAGGAAGAUUGGAGGUACGUUUGGGAAGAUGUUCUAGUGCUCACAGAAUAGCAGAGAGUGAGGCCAGGUGACAAUGUUUGUUGCCAUUUUUUAGGAUCUGGAUACAGGACUCUGCAUCACCUUUAAUAUAUCUGGGCUGAAAUGAGGAGAUGGCUGGAAUUUCAGCGUUACUUGCUACGUCUCCACAUUGCAUCAUGCCAGUUGGCUACAAACCAGCCUCAGCUACAUGUGUUCACUCUGUUAAUGGGCUGGAAUGUCUUUCAAAGGUUAUAAUCCUGAUGGAUCUGCAGGUGGAGAGAAAAGUGGUUAAACACAGUUUUGCAGAACAACACAGGAGGUAUUUCAAGAUUAAAAUUGUAAAGCCAAAAUGUAGGGAAAUACUUUUUUGUGUGAAGUACUAAAGCUAAAUAUUCUCAAUUCUUCUUCUCCUCCAUUUCAGUCAGGCUUGUGAGCCUUUUCUGUUGAUUUAAAAAUAAUUCUUUUCUCUUUCCUCCCUCACUUUUCUGCCCUAGUUCCUAAUAUAAGCUGGAGAGUGAUGGCGGUGUUGUUCUAUUUUACCGUGAGUUUCCAUCCAUCACAUGUGCAUAAACUGUUGCAUUACUGUCCCUGUUCUACUGAAACACCAAAGUAGUUUACAGUAAUGGCCCAGUCUGGUGAUAACACUGUUAGCACAAGGCCAUAGCUUCUCAUUUAGGUAUAGAUGGGAGGGAUGUACAUAAACAAUGGUCCUGUGGGCCUUGAGCUAAAGUGAGGGCUGAUCUCAGUCUUUGCUGGUCAUUAGGAUUUGAGGGACUGCUUUUGUGAGCUGCCGCAGAGGACUGAAUGUGAAACACUCAUUAUCUUUUGUAUUAACUUUUUCUUUUGUUAAACCAGGAAAUUAAGUGAAAAUGCUCAUUGGUGUUUGGAGUUUUGUAGUUUUUUUACGGGAUUGAUCUCAUGUUGAUUUAAAAAGAAGGGCAGGGGAUUACAGUUUUCACAAUUUCUUUUCAAAAAUUUUUACAGUAUUUUUACAAUUUUUCCCUUUACACUCUUAAAGAUGGCUGUUAAAUAUCUCAUAACAGAUGGGAGGAAGCAAGGAGGAAAAAUUGGGAGUAAGCUGCUGAAAAAAAUGGAAACAUUUUCACUUCUCAAAAAGAAAUUUAACCUCGAUGAAGGCUGAGAAGUUUCUGAAUGACACAGUUAAUUUUUGGAGAAACAUCUGUCCAGAAAGCCAUUUUCAAUCCAAAAUUAUCCUAAAGGCACUACAAAGCAAACAAAAAGAGAUCCAUGGAGACAAAAUUAAAUGUCAAAAAAACCCUGCCUGCUUCUUCAGUUGGCUCAAACUUCAUGUUCCACGGGAGCUGGUGGGUCUCACUGCCUCUCGGGGUAGUUUGUCACACUGCUCUCUGGAGCAGAAGGUGUUCCAUGCGCAUCAGGGAAGAGCGUCCUAGGAUGUACAUGGGACCAGAUUUCCCAGAUUAUUCCUGACACAUUAGGGCACAGCCAUGGCUGAUGGCAGCUGAAAAAAGGUUGUGUUCAUGACUGAAAGCUGCUCCUUUAGGAUACUAGAAGGGUGACUACAGCGUCCCAGUGGAUAUCCAGGGCUGUAUCUAUCCAUGGGACCUCCGUAAGGUUUGGAUUGGGUAACCAGCAUUGUCCACCCUUUUUGGAAGGUACUGAGCUGCGGUGUUAGCACAGACUGGAGUAUUGGCCACUUUUAUUUGUGUCUGUCAGGCUGGGAAAUAACAACUUGGGGACGUCAUUAGGGUUUUUUUUCCCCUGCAAGUUUUACCCUUAAGGAAAAUGUAAUGGAAAUCCUUGAAGAUGUAGGUUAUUAUUUAACUGAGUAAGGAGGGAAAGAGCCAAUGCCAUGAGUAGAAUGUAAAUAGCUUCCAUGCUGUAGGUAUGUAUAAAGAGGAAGAGAAAAAGAGAGAGAGCAAGAGACAGGGUCAGUGCCCUCUGUCACUGCCAGCCUUUCCCCAUGAUGGAUUCUGCUGUAUCAGCUGUAAUUUAGGAAUAACGCAUGAGGCCUGGAGACUAGGUGCAGCUUUUGGCUGUGUAUUGCUGUCAAUCUGAUGUAAACACCCAGUAGUUCCUCUGCUUAGUUUAACCUGUGCUUGAGAACCCCAACACUAAGCCCGGAAGGUUCGGAGAUGAGGUUUAGCGCGACUGGGGACUGCAGUGUAUUUCAGUUACAGUUACCAUCAAUAAGAGCAUGUGCAGGAGAGUGUGCGUUUUCUUCUGGACUAAGCCUUGGUUUCAGGGUUGUGGAAAGAUGUCCUGUUCUCCUCCCUUUCCCUUCAGUCAGUUCCCACACACAUUCCAGGUCUGAGAAACUAAACCAGAAUCCUCACAUUCCUUCUGAUGAUGUCGGACAGUGCAUUAAACCCAAACCACCACCAUGGUUUUAAAGGAUUAAAUGAGGCAGACAAUUGCAAUACCCGUAUUAAACACAGUAAUACAAAUGCAUGAGUCAUAUAUAUACAUAUAUAUAUACUGUUCUUGGUUUUAUUGUUCCAUUUGAAUAUUUCUACUGUAAAAA